This is a messenger RNA of Phytophthora nicotianae INRA-310, 4054 nucleotides long. RefSeq lists its product as hypothetical. The transcript has 3 exons. Lineage: Eukaryota; Oomycota; Peronosporomycetes; Peronosporales; Peronosporaceae. Bases 172 to 3897 code for a protein of 1241 amino acids. The record is from RefSeq and is a predicted model, not a curated record.
GUGGGAUACGAUAGUCGUUUUCGUAGUUUCUUAUUACCCAUACAAACUUCCAGUAAAACUGCGCCUGCCGUCUGCUCGUGGCACCUCCGCAUUACACGCAAGCAAGCCCCGAAGGAAGGAGGCGAGCUGUGAUCAGUCCGCUCCGGCCCUACAGCAACUCAACGUCCGACCAUGUGGACCGUUCUCUUCGGUGACAACGAGGACGAUGCGGGCUCUGCGCAGCCCACGCGCGGUCCCGUCAAGACGCCUGCAUCCCCGCAGCACUCGACGCCGCCCGUGACGCCGUCGCCCCUUGAGCCUCUAACUCCGUCCACGCCUCCACCUCAGCCUCAGCCGCAGCCUCAGCCCCGACGCACUAACCCCGUGCCUGAGAAAACGGGUGGGGAGGGCGAUGACACGCCCAUGACCAUGCUACUUAAGCGACUGAAUAACCUUAUGGUUAAGGUGGGCGAGCACGAGUUCGAGAAGAGGACGCUGGUUGAUCAGAUGGAGAAGGAGCGAAAGCUGCUGACGAACAAGAUCUCGGACCUGGAGAAGCAGAUGGAGGACCUCAAGGACCAGAACGUGCAGCUCCAGUACAAGAUCGAGUACAACUCCGAGCCCAUGCUCAUGGAGCGUGUACAGGACGUCACUGACAUGCGUGAUGCGCUGGCUGCUGUGAAGAAGCAGUUGGAGGCGGAACUUCAGGAGAAGGAGACGGAGUUGAGGGAGAUGAAGGCAGCGAUGACCGCUAAGGACAAGGAGCUGAGUAGUCUCCGUGAGGAGUACGAGAAGCAGAUUGAGGACUUGACGGCAGAGCGCGAAGCAGCGAAACAAGAGGCUGCUGACGCCGUGCGAGUGGCGAGUGAGGCUGCUAGUGAAAAGUACGAGGAGCAGUUGAAGGAGAAGGACGGCGCUUUGAAGUCCAUCCAGGAGGAGAAGGAGACGCUCGAGACGUCCUUGGCUGAGAAGGAGAAGGCUCUGCUUGAAGCUGAAGCAACCACUGCUGAGAUGCAGAGGAGUCUGGAGCAGGUACAGAGUCAAGGUGAGACGGACGCAAAUAUUGUGGAGGAAUUGCGACAGCAAUUGGAGCAGAGCACCCAAGACUAUGAGCAGAAGCUGCAGCAACUGAAGGAUGAAGGCCAACAGAAGUUGGAAGCUCUGGAGAAGCACGCACAGGAGCAGGAGGAUAUUGCUACGGAAAAAGUGCAGGAACUGGAGGACUACAAGCACGACUGUGUCGAGCUGUGGAAGAUUAAUGAGGACCUGAAGCAGCAGAUCGCACUCACGUCGGCGGAGACGAUGAUCAAGCAUGCAGAGCUGCGAGAAAACGCGCUCUCAGGUCAGACUGUGCUUCAGGACAAGGUGGCUGAGCUGGAAAAUCAACUUGAGGAGCUGCAGGAACAGCUGAACCGGAAGAAUCAGGAGAUUGCGGAGCUGCAGGCCGAAGCUGAAAGCCGCACAAUGGUCGAUGGUGAGGCCUCGGGUGAAGACGACGACAAGUUUGUGGUGGUUGGUGGCGAUGGUGGAGCUAUCAGUAUCCUCACGGAGCAAGUUGCAACUGCUCAACGCGAGCUGACUGAGGCGAUGGAGCUGAACUUGCACUUGAACAAUCGCAAUGCGUGGCUAGAGGAGCAGUACCAGAUGCUGUCGUCUGUGCAGUCUGAAGGUGACGAUGAGCAGGAGGAGAGCGGGGUUGCUAAGCCCCCGCCGGAAGAGCGCAUCGCAGCGCUGGAACAAGAGCUCCAGGAGGCUCGUCGUGCUGAGAAUGAGAAGGCGGAGCAUGUGUCGAAUCUGGAGCAGAACUACAGCGCUCUCUCGACUGAGUUUGACCGUCUCCACUCUGCCCACAACGAGCUGUUGGAAGUGAAGCAAACGGACGAUGCCGCACUGAACACUCUGAAGCUAGAACUUGAGUCGCUUCGCCUUUCUCAGACUGAUGCGUCGGACAAAGACCAAGCACUGUACGCCAAGGAUCAGGAGCUGGCGGAGCUUCGUUCGAGUAAUUCGACGCUGGCUGGCGAUGUCGAACGCUUGGGUGGUGUGGAAAACCAGUUGCAGCAAACGCAUGACGCGCUGGUUAAGGCGCAGAAUGACCUUGCUGAAGCUCAAGCUGUCAACGCGAAUCUGGAACAGGAACUGAACGAGUUGAGGAGUAUCUCUGCUGCUGCGUCGAAGAAUGAUGAACACCUAGCUGCGACUCAGCACGAGCUGAACCAGGUUCGAGCGGAGAAGGACGCCGUUGUUGUACAACUGACCCAGUCGCAGGCUUCCGUCCACGAGCUUCAGCUGAAAAUCCAGGAGCUUGAAGGUAUCGUAAACAGCCUGAUGAAUGACAAGAAGUCUCUGGAGCAGCAGCUUCAGAACUUGCAGGAGAUGGCUCAGGAGAACAUGGAAGGUUCGUACGAACUCCAAACUAACCUCGAGUCCACCAUGGAGGAGUUGGAAAAGACUCAGGCUCAGUUGCGAGCGGAACAAGAGAAGAGUGUGGCACUGCAGCAGUCUGUGGAGGAUGUAAAGCAGUCUUCCGCCUCCCGCGAGGAGCUAGAGCGUGCUCAGAGUGAAAUCGCACGCUUGGAGCAGCAGGUUCGCCACUUCCACGGUCUGGAGCAGUCGCUAAACCAGCAGUUGCAGGAGGCGGUACGCUCUAAGGAUGCAAUCGCUGCGGAAUUGCAAGCUGCUCGCUCGGAGCGCGUCGCUGCUGAGGAAGAACACAAGAGACUGAAGGUGUCGUAUGAGCAGGCAACAGCGCAGCUUUCUUCUGCUCAGACUUCGACCAGCGAGCUCCAAUGCACGAAUGACGAUCUGUCUCACUCGCUAGAACAGACUCGUGCUAAGGCAAUGCAAGCCGAGCAGCAGAUGAAUGCUAUGCGUGUGGAGCACAGUGAGAUGCAGAAGCAGGUGGAGACGCUGACGAAGAAGAACCUUUCGCUGGUGUCGGAGAUUCAAGGCAUGCGUGACGAAGCUGACAAGCAGCAGCAGGCGGCACGUGGUCAGCUCGAGCAGUUCAAGGCGGCGCAUGCGGACGUUCAACGUCAGCUGGCCGAGACUACUCAGACUCUCCAGGGUAAGGAAGCCGAGGUUGCUGCAGCAGCACAGCACAGCCAAGCUAAGGUGACGCAGUUGGAGGAUCUCGUCAAUCGCUACAAGGCAGACAAACAGGCUUCGGAUCAGCAAUUGGCCCAGCUGAAUUCAGAGUGCGAACGUCUUCGCCAGGUCCAGCAUGAAGCCAAGACAACAAUGGAGCGUUCUCAGCACGAACUGGAGCAGAUCCGCCUGCAGCUGAACUCUAUUCAACAGGAGAAGAACUCUCUUGAAGCGGAAAUUGGCCAGCUACGUGGCUUGAGCGACGAGAAGGCUCAUCUGCUUCAGGAGGCAGAAGAGCAGAAGCUUGUGAACCAGCGACUGGAGGAAACCAACCGUGAGCUGGAAGGCUUACUGCAGAAAUCCAAGGCGUACUGCGAGGAGUUGUCGCGUGACAGUGAGGACAAGGUCAGUCGUGUGCAGGAGUUCGCCCGGCACGUGGAGCAGGAAGCACGCGACGAGAUCGACCGCAUCGCUCAUGAGAACGGCGUGUUGAGGGACGAGCUGGAGCAGCUGGCGCAGGCUCGCUUUGAGGAGACGAACGCGCACGACGAGCUCCGUGUGAAGCUUGCUGAGUUGCAGGCCGAGAACAACGUGCUGUCGGCGCGUGCGCAUCGCCUGACGCAGCAGCUGUCGCAGUACACGGAUCUCCCGGAAGACGACGAGUUGGCUGCUGCGGGGCAGGGCCAGACGCCCGAUCUGUGGGAGCUACUGUCUUCGGGUAUGGAGCAGCUCAAGGCUGACCUGGAGCUCGCCAGCAAGUACGCGGCCAGUAUCGACGCCAGUAGCGUAGACGGCGGCAUUGGGGACGAAUCAUUCACGGUCGCAAACUAGUGUAUACUUGGGAGGGCAAAUGUGAAUGCCAUGUUUUUGGUGAUAAAGGUGCAGACAGCGGUGUCUAGAACGAGGACUCGAGUGGAAAAUUUGUCUGCAAGGCCUCGACCUCCGCGUCUAGUUUACAUAUAAAAUAUACUUCCGUGUCCGGUACUAA